GCAAUUUCAUGCCACCAACUCUCGUCUCUUGUUCAGUAACAAAGUGUUGCUCUUCUUAUUCUGGAAGAAGCCGCAUCUUGCGCCUUGUAUACUUGGAUAUUUGGUGUACUAUGAAUUUCUCUCGAGUAUUUUAGGUUAUGCAUUAAAGCUUCAUAAUCAAAAAUAAAGACUUGUUCCCAAGAUCCUUAAUUGUGAAAUCAUGGAAGAUACUUCAAGUGCUUCAUCUGAUAGUGACAAUGCCUUGCUAUCACCCAACAGCCAUCCGCGAGUUGGGUGUACCGUGGGCACCCAAACGCCUGAGAUGCCCAGACACGAGAUAAAUCUUAAUCGUGCAGCUGAGGCCAAUGCCGCAGUUCAGAACCUCAACUCUUCCAUCGUUGUCUACAAACUAGAUACCCAAAAGCCUAUGUCUGAACUUGAACAAGAUGCAAAGACUUUGGCCAUUCCAGAUGUUGUAGUAGAAUACAUCAAAGAUUCUUGCUCUAGACAGGAGGAUGGACUUGGUGCCACAAACCCAGCCUUUGAACCUCAGGAAUUGAUAGUUGUCAGAACGCCAUCUUCUAUUAGCUUGAGGGACGAUGUCACUAGAUGUGAAAAUGGAAUGGCUUUGUCGGCCAUGUCUGGGCGUGGAACUGGAGCAGGUGGCAAAGACCAGAUCGAUAUGUCGUCCAUGAUGCUCAAUGUAUUAGAUCCGUCCCUGCGAGCGUCCCAGACGUCCCUUAGAUGUCCGUCCCCAACUUUUGGCUACAGGCCUUUGGAGAGCGAGACAUCGGCUGUCUACACUAUCAUAUCGCCCGUGAAGUAUGUUGCAAAUGAGAAAGAAUUGGAGAUGAGGUUGAUGGCGCAGUUGCAGGCUCAGAUGGAAAAGGAAAAAGCGACCGCUCGAAAAUUCGAGUUUUGUUCUGCCCCUCCUGAAGUAGAUCGCAAGAGACAACGCCUCCAAUGCCUAACGGACGUCGGCUCCAUCCUCUUCUUGAUUCCGGGCAUCCUGAUCGCCUUGCUGACCCCCCUUUCCAUCAUCCCUAUGUUUAUCCUACCUCUCAAGUACUUCAUCCCCCUCAUCGCAGUUUUCAUAGCGUGCGGCAUCGUCUCUGUCUUGUCCCUGGCAGUGUCCGGCUUCCUCGGCAACGUCGUCUGGCACUACGAUGGCGAAAAGAAGAAACUGAGACCCAAGCUACACUGCGGAACGGGACCUUUGAGGCAUUUCUGGGGGAAUGGGUUCUAUCCUGGGUAUCAAAUAGUGUUAGAGCCGGAGAAGGUGGUGUGAAUCCGAAUCACGUCACGUGCAUUCAGGAGUGCACUGACAAAUACAAGGGAAAGCAAACUGUUUUCAUCUGUGGCAACCUUAGAAAAAUUCGAACAACAGGAUGUAUGAAAUGAUUGGAAGACGAUGUGAUAUUUUUGUGUGAUGAGCUUUGGAGUGAUUAUUUCUGAAAAUUGAUGUUUAAAUUAUUGUGAAAGCAAGAAUGUUUUCCAUGUUUAUUUAAUGAAUAUCGAUCGGUGAUUUGUGUUGUCUAAUAUUUACAUCAACUGAAUAUUUAUAUUGCAUAAUAAAUAAAGUAUUAUUCAUUUUUUA
Molecule: messenger RNA, 1576 nt
Organism: Argiope bruennichi
Lineage: Eukaryota; Metazoa; Arthropoda; Arachnida; Araneae; Araneidae
Exons: 3
Coding region: 200-1267 (355 amino acids)
Source: RefSeq, a predicted model, not a curated record